GCGUUAUAUCGUGAUGUUUGCUACCUCGUUUAGCUGCCAUGUAGCUAACGUUAGCGACAUAAUAUUACUAUUAGCAGUUGGCUUAACCUAAUAACGUCACCACGGACAUGACAGCGGGGCAGAGACAGGGUGCAGUGAAGUCCUGUCGUUAAAGGUGGAAUCGGUUGUGAAUUGUGAGCAAGACAGGGCAGGACUCGCUGAUGGAGGUUAGCCAGAAGCUAACGCAGGACUGAAGCUACGGUGCCGUGUUGGAGUCACUCAAUAAUAAUCAAUAUCAAAGAUGUUUUAAAAACAGAAGUUAUGGCCGAACACCACAUGAUGUUUUGACACUUUAAAUAACAAAAAAAUAACAAAUAAGUAAAGGUUUUUGAAAAGUUGUACAUACAUGGGAGAGGUACUACAAAUAUGCAGUAUCCUUUUAGGCAUUUAAACCCAUUUUUGCCUGAAAAAAUGCAGUCGAACAGAAAAUUUAGGCGUCACGUCAUUGACCCACAUUUUUAACAAAUAAAAACACAUUCUUAAAUUUCAGAGCAUCACUGUGACUGAUCAACUGAUCAACAAAUGUAGCAAGAUGUGAAACCUUUGCUUGUUUAGACUCAAUACUUCUAAGGGAAGUUUUCACCAAGCUUUUGUCCUGGUGGUACCGGCCUACCCUGGACCCCCCCAUAACCAUCCAUGCGCUUAUGUAUGAGGAAGGAUGUGAUGCUGCAUAUGUCAGUCAAUGGUCAUGUGGCAACGCCGCCAUGCUGCUGUACCAGAAGUUAAGUUUGACAUCCCUAGUUUAAAUUGAUUACGGAGUGUCUGUGCAGCACAACAUGGUUAUCAUCUAACAAGUUAACUUCUCGGCUUCAACAGGCUCGGUCAGCUUUCAGUGUGCUCAUUUCAGAAUUUGCAUAUUUCAUUAGCCCGUGUUUGAUGUUAAACAAUGUGCAUCUUGCAAUAGCAAAGCUCAGUACACAGCUGUUGCAGCGUCUAUGUGUUUGUAUGAAUGUCUGUUUAUUUAUUUAUUUUACAUAAUAGAUUUUUUUUGUGACUCGCUAUUUUUCAAAAACCUUUUUGUGAGAUUUGCCUUGACUAAGUACGAAUUACAAUUAUUUUCACAGAGCCAUUAUGUCCACAAGGAGGAGGAGGAAAAAGCCUAUAGACGAUGCAAAGACAUACAUUCUGUCUUGCACUGACAAGGAUGGGUUUAUGCCGAGAUUCAUUGACCGUUACAAAGGAAGAGGAGUGUUUGCCACACAACCCAUUGAACCCGGGGACUUCGUGUUGGAGUACAGGGGUAAACUCCUCACACAGGAGGAAUGCAAGUCAAGAAAAUACUCAGAGAUUGAAAGCACAUUUCUCUUUGACUUUCAGUGGCAGAAUCAUCACUUAUGCCUGGAUGCAUCUGAAGAAGAUUUAUCUCUCGGAAGAUUGGUCAAUGACAACCACCAAAAUCCAAAUUGCGUUAUGAAAAAAAUCAUAGUUGACAACAAACCACAUUUGUGCCUUUUUUCUCUGAAGAAAAUAGAAAUAGGAGAUGAAAUUGAUUACAACUAUGGUGAUUCAAAAUGGCCUUGGCGCUGUAAGGUGAGUUGGUUAGAUUAAGUAUAGAGAUUUCUUUUUUUAAAUUUUUUUGUUGCAAAAGAAAAUUUUGUAUUUCUCCAAAAUUAACCAUGUUUCCAAUAUUACUCUUGACUGUCUAUGGAAAUGCAUUUAAUCUUUGAUCUGUGAUGUGUGUUAAAAUGAGUUCUUCUUUAUCUGCAAUCCAGUUGAAAAAAAACCAAGCUCCAGCCGCAGCAGAAGAGAAUGAGACCAGCCCUGUUCCUCAGAUGCUGAAUGAUAGACCUAACCCAGAUCAGACCUGCACACAGGUGAAAGGCCUUCAGACUCCUGCUGCAGCAGAAGAGAAUGAGACCAGCCCUGUUCCUCAGAUGCUUAAUGAUAGACCUAACCCAGAUCAGACCUGCACACAGGUGAAAGGCCUUCAGACUCCUGCUGCAGCAGAAGAGAAUGAGACCAGCCCUGUUCCUCAGAUGCUUAAUGAUAGACCUAACCCAGAUCAGACCUGCACACAGGUGAAAGGCCUUCAGACUCCUGCUGCAGCAGAAGAGAAUGAGACCAGCCCUGUUCCUCAGAUGCUUAAUGAUAGACCUAACCCAGAUCAGACCUGCACACAGGUGAAAGGCCUUCAGACUCCUGCUGCAGCAGAAGAGAAUGAGACCAGCCCUGUUCCUCAGAUGCUUAAUGAUAGACCUAACCCAGAUCAGACCUGCACACAGGUGAAAGGCCUUCAGACUCCUGCUGCAGCAGAAGAGAAUGAGACCAGCCCUGUUCCUCAGAUGCUUAAUGAUAGACCUAACCCAGAUCAGACCUGCACACAGGUAUUUACUGUCCAAGGAUUUUCACUGGUUGAUUAUCCAGAUAGUGAUGAAACUGAUGAGGAUGGUAUGGAAAACGAACCUCCCACCCCACACCUGGAUGUUAUUAUAGGGCAGAAUGAUAUUGGCCCAGAUUUUUCAGAUCAUUUGUACGAUUCAGAUGAAACUGUUGUGAAAGAAACUUGUGAUGAGGCUUCUCCAAGCAACCAUUCCAACAAUCAAUCGGAUGAUGAACUUGUUCCACCACUGAGACGCACAAAAAGCAUUCUGGAAACACUACAGGCUCCCAGAAAGCACCCUCCAAUUAGCCAAAGUAAGUAAAGUCCUCCUGGCAAUGGAACAAGGACGCCUAGGAGAUUACAAAGGAAAGAGCCUCGAUGAAAUACAAGUCGAUGUGAAUGAGACCAUUGACAUGGAGGGACCUUUAGCAGAGGACAUUGAAGAUGUCAGUAUGCUAAGAGAUGAUGGGUCAGACGAUGAGGUCAGCAUGUCAUCCACGCAAGAAUGUACCUCCACAUCACAAAGUCAAAACCAGGGAGUGUCUGCAACCGAUGUCAGUAUGCCAAGAGAAGAGGGGUCAGAAGAUGAGGUCAGCAUGUCAUCCCUGCAAGAAUGUCCAAAACCGGAGUGUGUCUGCAAAAAAGAGAGGUAAGCUUUGGGGCUUGCACUCUCUUUUGGGCCAGAGCUGCUCAUUUAUUUUUAAGGGCUUUUACUUUGCUUCCUUGACUCAACACUUGAAAUAUGUCUGUCCCUCCUUACUGUCCGGUGCCACAAGCCUGACAGUGACUUGAAAGAAGCUGUUGCAGGAACAGACCUUGUGAGCCUGCAUUGUCGCAGGUUGUAGGGUUGG
Micropterus salmoides (largemouth bass) is the source of this 3210-nucleotide messenger RNA. RefSeq lists its product as uncharacterized. The record is from RefSeq and is a predicted model, not a curated record. The coding region runs from base 1713 to 2681 and encodes 322 amino acids. The transcript has 13 exons. Lineage: Eukaryota; Metazoa; Chordata; Actinopteri; Centrarchiformes; Centrarchidae.